Penicillium odoratum is the source of this 1032-nucleotide messenger RNA. Its product is annotated as amidohydrolase family protein. Gene Ontology annotation, cellular component: cytoplasm; cytosol. The transcript is spliced from 4 exons. The record is from RefSeq and is a predicted model, not a curated record. Gene Ontology annotation, molecular function: carboxy-lyase activity; hydrolase activity. NCBI's taxonomy places the organism in Eukaryota, Fungi, Ascomycota, Eurotiomycetes, Eurotiales, Aspergillaceae. Gene Ontology annotation, biological process: secondary metabolic process. Bases 1 to 1032 code for a protein of 343 amino acids.
AUGCAUCCCAAAGGCACCAUAGCCGUUGAAGAAGCGGUGAUCAGCCCUGAUACGGCAUGGCUUCUAGACGAAUGCCAGCGAAUCUUGACACCUGGCAAUGCAGGAAGACAAGCGAUUGAAGCCCACAAGACCCGUUUGAUGGACAUUCACGGCUCGCGUCUCCAGGCAAUGGAUGCUGAGGGUGUCGAGUUUAUGCUCCUAUCCCUCACAAGCCCAGGCUGUCAAGGAAUCCACGAUCAACAACUGGCUGAGAAAUCCGCAACCGACUUCAACGACUGGCUGGCCGCAGAGGUUGCCAAAAAUCCUAGUCGCUUCGGUGGAUUGGCAGCAUUGUCUAUGCAUGAUCCUAUCCAGGCUGCUGUGGAACUAGAACGAGCCGUUAAGGAUCUGAAAUUCUUUGGGGGUAUCGUGAAUGACUAUCAGGGCACUGGAAAUGAUGGCUUGACAAAGCAGUACUAUGAUACCUCUUUUUACGACCCUUUUUGGAAGAAGGUUGAAGAGCUUGAUGUGCCGAUUUACUUCCACCCGAGAUAUCCAACUGAAAAGGAACUCAACCUAGACGACUACGCUUAUGGUUCUCGCAUGCAUCUUCUGGGAGCUGGUGUCCAGUUUCACUUGGAUUUAUCUUUCCAUGUCUAUGCCAUGUGCUCUUCGGGUAUUUUCGAUCGAUUUCCCGGCGUCAAAAUCGUGGUCGGACAUCUUGGGGAGAAUAUUCCAUUCAAUCUAUGGAGAGCUUCACACUGGUACAACAAACCCAGCAAGAAAAUUGCACGCCCAUCAAAACACGACUACAAAUUCUAUUUUACCAACAAUGUGUUCAUCACUACUUCAGGGAACUUUUCAACCCCUGGUCUGAGAUUUUGUGUUGAAGAGUUGGGCGUAGAGAAGUGCUUAUUCUCCAUUGACACGCCGUAUGAUCAAAUCGAAGAGGCCCAGGCAUGGUGGAGAACAGUGGAUCUUGAUGGUAGACAGAAAGAACAAGUUGGCCGUGAGAAUGCUAUCAGGUUGUUCAAGCUUCCGUUGGAGAUCUAG